AUGUCCGGAUUCUUUAAGCAGUUCUCCUGCAUUCUGUGCAGUAUGAUGCUGCUGUUUUGUGGAGGUAUGCACAUCGGCUGGAGCAUAACGCACCUGAACAUGAGCGGCAACAGUUGGGCGGUAGGCAUAUCCGUGGACGAGUAUCGGUUUGCCAUACUGUCGUUCUUUACCGGGUGUGGUUUUAUCCUACUGAUCGUAGCAGCCACAAAAACGCUACUCCCCACACGCAUCUGGAUCAUGCUGUCAGCGUUAUUUUUCAUCAUCAAUGGUGCGUUUUUCGUCGCCAUGCCAUCGUACUAUGCAGCAACGGUGGCAACACGCAUUAUAGCAGGCUUCGGUCACGGUAUCUGUCACGCCGUUUCGAUAAUCUACGUGGGCGAGAUUGCGUCGCGGAACUAUCGGGGGAAACUUGUUACUAUGCUCGUGUCCAGCAUCAUUGGCGGCAUUGCACUGUUCACCGUCCUGUCCAUGGUGACGACCAAUCCGAUCUUCAUCGUGGAACCAAACAUGGAUGCGAACCGUGCGGUCGGUAUCGUUAUCCUGUCGCUCAGCACAUUCGCCCUACUGACCGCCUGGUUCUUGGUGGUUGAAUCUCCCCUGCAUACACUCACAACUUCCGGCAACGAAUCGCUUGCACGCGCCAACCUGCUCAAACUGCGCGGCAUGUCGGUGGAAUCGCCUUCGAUAAUGGACGAGUUCGAGGAUAUGAAAACGCUCGCAUCGGAAAGUGAAAGCCUGUCGCCGUUCUUCCUUACCCAAGGCAAUUUCCCACCAUUCCAGUUGGUGCUGUUGGUAAAGUUGGCCAAUCUGCUGUUCUUCAAUUACUCCAUGAACACCGCCAAGAUGUCACUGAUGUCGCUAAUGUUUACGCUGACCUUGUUUACACACAACUGGGCGCCUCCACUGUUGAUGCUGAGCAAAUUUGCUGGUUCCGUGUUUGCUAUACUGAUCAUCGAUAUGCUCCCGCGUCGGUUCAUGUAUGGUAUCUCGUCUACCUUCACCGGUACGUUCAUGCUUGCGCUCGGUAUUAUACUGGCCACGUACGACAUUGUUGACACCUGGAUACCGCCAUUCCUUUACCUGGUGGCCGAAGUUUUCAACACCUUCGGCAUGUUGCCCGUGUCGGAAAUUAUGCUUUCGGAAGCAUUCCCACCGAAAAAGCGUGCCCUUUCCGUGUCCUCCAUACUGAUAUGCGAGUACGUCGGACACAUGGUGGUGUACAUCAUCUACUUCAAUGUGCCAUCCACGCUUACGAACACGUACAUCAAGACGCUUGUGUUUUCGGGCGUGAUUUUGCUCAAGUGUGUCAUCGCGGUACUGACGAUACCGGACACGCGGAACAAAUAUCCUCGGGAAGCGGUACACAUGUAUAUGCACAAGAAAAAAUAA
Anopheles marshallii is the source of this 1389-nucleotide messenger RNA. RefSeq lists its product as uncharacterized. Gene Ontology annotation, biological process: transmembrane transport. The transcript is spliced from 3 exons. The coding region runs from base 1 to 1389 and encodes 462 amino acids. The record is from RefSeq and is a predicted model, not a curated record. Gene Ontology annotation, cellular component: membrane. Lineage: Eukaryota; Metazoa; Arthropoda; Insecta; Diptera; Culicidae. Gene Ontology annotation, molecular function: transmembrane transporter activity.